AGAUCCCAAAGAACAGACACGGAGAAGUGUCGGUGAAAAACUUGAAAAAAUGUUAUUGAGUGUAUUCAAAACGCCGGAAGCCUACGAUAAUUGCUGAACAAUGAAUUAAGAUCUCAUUUUUUUCGCCGCUCCCUCUCGUAUCAUUUUGAUCGUUUUCCUAACGCCUAUCGCACCAGGCGCCAGCAGCGAUCCCCUCCCACACCCGCCUGUAAGUUUUUCUACAGUAGAAGGAGCUAGUUAGUCUUCAUUUCUCUCGUCGCCAAGAGACUUAAUUCGUGAACUUUAACUUUUGUGCCUCUUCUUCCAUUCAUACAUAACUACAACCCCACGACAAAGUAGAAACCAAUCAUCAUGCCCCCACCCCCCGGUCGGGCGGGCGCGAACCAGCGCGACCGAGUUUUGGAGCAGGAGGACGCGGACUUGAUCCAGAUCCCCAAAUGGCUCCGUGAGCACGAGUUGGUCUCCCGAGAUUUUGUGCUUCUAUUCCACAACCGCUACACCCACCGACAGGUCCGCAAAGUGCUGCUCUCCCUCCUCUGGCUCGCCGGCGCGGCCUAUUUCCGGUCCCAGAUCUACAUCAUCUUCUCCGGCAUCGGGUUCAUUUUUCUCUUAUGAAAUGUAACAGUGUCUGGGUCUGGAAGAAUUCACGUUUGUCAUGCUUGUCUGGCAUGACUCUUAAAUCUGUCACGCACGUUACCCAAGACCUCCGUUUUUCUGUGAUGCAGAAGCGCAGUUUGUCAUGCAGAAUAGGCAACACCUAGGAGCUCAGAAACUUGUCAUGCUGAGCCAGCACUUGUGGCCGCUUCAUGAUACGCCAACCAGCAUCACAAGUUCCCAGACCCAGACACUUUUACAUUUGAUAUCUCUCCCUCGGCGCCCGGGCAGAGGACGACGACGGGGUGUCCGCCUACAGCGUCUUCAACCGCGGGGCUCGGCAUAUGGAUGUGUCAGGUUUGAAAUCAUCAGAGUUGAAAUAGUUUGUCAUGCAUAAAAUGGAUGCCAGUUGGAGCCCAGUUUUCAAGUGGCGCAUGACAAGUUUUGUUGGUGCCUAAAUCCAGUUUGUAAUGCUGUUUGGGUAAGGAAGACACGUUUUGUCAUGCUACUUUGGCGGCUCUAUUUGAUUUCUACCCCUCAACAGGCUUGCAAUCUGCCUCCCUUGCCUACUCUGCAAGACAGGCACUUUGUGGGUUGCAUUUUAUGCAUCGCAAAUUAUUUCAACUUUGACGAUUUCAAUCCUGACGCUUCCAUACGGCACCUCCUCGGCGACCUGCGGCCGGACCAGAUAGACCGGGAAAACCGUGGGGUCGCGCACAUGGGCGGUGGUGGGGGAAAUGGUGGCGGAGGCUUGGGGGGAGACUUUGCUAUGAACUGCAAAAGUAUCGUAUUCGUAGUAUUGCAAUGCAAAUUAGCUCAGCAUGACAAAUGGAAUUUCUCAUGCUGAUUUAGCUUGAAACAGAAAUUUGUCUUGCAUGAUUGCGAUUAGUACGACGAGUACGAUACUUUUGCACAGCAUAUGUGCCGGCGCGGAGCAAAUGAAGUCCAAGGACGCGAACAAACCUUGCGCGUGUGGCUCAGGAAAGAAAACGAAAAAGUGCUGCGGCGCGGUUAGGUAGCGACUGCCUGCUUCGUCGUGUUGCGUCAGGAUCAAGAACAGAGAUCCUAGCCGCGUACUCGAGUGGACGACCAAGCCGGAGCGAUCGCUGCGCUAACGCCGACGACAGCCUGUGCUGCAAAAAUAAAACACACGAAUAGAAAUAGAAUGUACGUACAGAAGUAGAACGCUAACCAUCUAGCGCAUGGACAUAAAUACGUUCGCGAUAUGCUCCAAAUCGAAAUCCAAUCCAGCACAAGCAUAAGCAUAAGCAAGAAGAGACUGAAUGCCUGCCACACUUCCGGUGCACAAGUGUAAAGUUGCUGUGAGUCAGACGAGAUGCUUUUUUUCGUGUUCCUUCAGGAGUACUUACAGAUAAUACUUCACGCCAUUGGAUCGGUAAUUGUAUUGUUAUUUGACCGAAUAAAAGCAAACCAGUAUGCGAAGCACGAGCGUGCGUCGCGCGGGCGUAUGGUGCGUCUUUGCCUUUGAUGUUACGCAAUCUUCAUGACGCCUGAAUGACCAAGACAAGUGAUACAAUCGUAGGGGAAUUAUUCAGG
Amoebophrya sp. A120 is the source of this 2151-nucleotide messenger RNA. Lineage: Eukaryota; Dinophyceae; Syndiniales; Amoebophryaceae. The record is from the annotation of a GenBank genome assembly.